Molecule: messenger RNA, 1278 nt
Organism: Phyllotreta striolata
Lineage: Eukaryota; Metazoa; Arthropoda; Insecta; Coleoptera; Chrysomelidae
Source: the annotation of a GenBank genome assembly
AUGUAUUUGUACUCCGCCUGCGCUCGUGUCGAAAAUAAACUCCCAACGAUGUCGCAGAAACUGAUCGAAUCGCAUUCCCGGAUAAUAGAAAAAAUCGCCGAAGAUCAGGGCUUCAAAGAGUACGAGGUCUACGUGAACUCCGGCUCGGAAAAGGGCGACAAUUACCUCGGCGUGUUAACGGCAGUCACAGUGAAAUCGGACGGGCGCAAAUUGGAGCUGAUUCUGAAAUCCACCCCGCGCGACGACAACGCGAGAAAAUCCUCGCCGAUGCGCGCCGCCUUCCUGCGAGAAAUCCACCUGUACGAGCGGAUCUUCCGCGCGCUCAGGAAAUUCCAGGACGAGUUCAACAUCGCGGAGCCGUUCGACUGCUAUGCCAAAUUGUACGCCACCUCGACGGAGGAGUUCGACGAGUUCCUCGUCAUGGAGAAUUUGAAGAGCGACGGGUACCAGCUGUGGAACAAGAAGAUCCCGAUGAAUCCCGAUCACAUAUCGCGCGUUAUCAGGGAGUAUGCGAAAUUCCACGCCGCCAACGUGGCCAUGAAGCACAACAACCCGGCUCUGUUCGAGAUUAUUACCGAAGACGUGAUGUACAGUAUCUGGGAUAACGAGGAGGUCAUGAAGAACAGGACAGUGUUCAAGGAUUAUCUGAAGACUGUAUUAGAUUUGGGCUACAAAACCGUCGGUGAGGAUGCUUCCUUGAUCGGGUUUCUGCGAGAUGUAGAAGAGGAAAUCCCGAAGAUCAUAUUCGAUGAAUUUAAGAAAAGCGAUGAAUACCGGCAAUCUUUAAUUCACGGAGAUGCUUGGUGCAAUAACAUUAUGUUCAAAUAUAAAGACCCCGAUGACACCCGUACGCCCGUAAGCCUGAAAUUCAUCGACUGGCAGAUAUCGUACGUGUGCACGCCGGCAUACGACUUUUGCUACUUCUUCCUGGCUCACAGCCCCAAGGAAGUUCUGGACGACUACAAAACCUACUUGGAAUUAUAUUACGAUACGUUCUCGCAGCAACUCAAUUACUUCGGCUGCGAACCCGAGGAGGUCUUCUCGUAUUCUAGAUUUAUCAGGCACAUAAAUAAGUGCAUGGUUGUGGGGCUGUUUGCAUGCUGCACUGUAUUGAAAGUUAUGUUGUGCGAGCCGACUAAACAUCUAGAUGCGAAAGCCGGCAAACAAGUGGAUUUAUUGGAGUCGUUAAAUUCCAACGUUAAUGAUAACGAAGUGUUAAGGCAACGCAUAAAAGAUAUUAUAUUGUUUGUCAAAAAUAAUAAUUUCCUGUCGAAAUGA